This is a messenger RNA of Acaulospora morrowiae, 627 nucleotides long. Lineage: Eukaryota; Fungi; Glomeromycota; Glomeromycetes; Diversisporales; Acaulosporaceae. The record is from the annotation of a GenBank genome assembly.
AUGAACAGCGAAAUUGUGGUCAUCAAAGCGAGAUACAACCUCGGUAAAAGGAAAAUUGCUCGUAAGCUUCUUAUUAAAAAGGACAUCAAGUUGGUGGAUUUAGAAGAUAAACUACAUGAUCGUUUCGACGUCAACUACGACAAGAAAAUCGAAAUUUAUUAUUUGGACGAGGAAAAGGAUUACGUUGCUAUUACCCAUCAGGAAGAAUUGGCCCUUGCCAUGGAAACGGAGGAUUCAUUAACAUUGGAAUUGAUCGUCAAGAGUAAGAUUGUCGAAUCUUUCUGCACUUACCCGAAGAUUUCUAGGGGAAAUCCCGGUGAUAUUAUAGAUGUUUUAAUUGAAGAUCAAUGGCUUACACUAUCCAAUGCACUAAGAGACGAUACGAAGGCUUGGGGAACUCACAUUUACACCGAAGAUUCGGAUGUCGUAAAAGCCCUGGCUCACUCGGAGAAGAUUGAUUUGGCCGAUUUGCCCCCGCAAUAUAACAUCGUUGCCACCUUACGUUUCUUACCUGGCUGCAUUAAGUAUAUCGGUUCAACUGUUCAAGGAAUAACCACCUUAAAUUAUGGUCCUUACGAUUUGAGCUACAUCAUUGAAGAUGUGAGAGCUGUCCCUUUGGAUAAUUAA